AUCUUGGAUGGUCCCAUGCGGUCGAGCCCCCAGCCGUACUCCUCUUUGUUCAGCCACACAGAGAUGGAACAUGAAGUGGCCUGCUUGGACAUCACCCCACUGGGGGACGGCAAUGGGCUGUCCCCUCUUUGUGCCAUUGGCCUCUGGACAGACAUCUCGGCGCGUAUCUUGAAGCUGCCCUCUUUUGAGCUACUGCACAAAGAGAUGCUGGGUGGAGAGAUCAUUCCUCGUUCCAUCCUGAUGACCACUUUUGAGAGUAGCCACUACCUCCUUUGUGCCUUGGGAGAUGGGGCGCUUUUCUACUUUGGGCUCAACAUUGAGACAGGCCUGUUGAGCGACCGUAAGAAGGUGACUCUGGGCACCCAGCCCACGGUAUUGAGGACUUUCCGUUCUCUUUCUACUACCAACGUCUUUGCUUGCUCUGACCGCCCCACUGUCAUCUACAGCAGCAACCACAAAUUGGUCUUCUCCAAUGUCAACCUCAAGGAAGUCAACUACAUGUGUCCCCUCAACUCUGAUGGCUAUCCUGACAGCCUGGCACUGGCCAACAACAGCACCCUCACCAUUGGCACCAUCAAUGAGAUCCAGAAGCUGCACAUCUGCACAGUUCCCCUCUACGAGUCUCCCAGGAAGAUCUACUAUCAGGAAGUGUCCCAGUGCUUCGGGGUCCUCUCCAGCCGGAUCAAAGUCCAGGACACAAGUGGCGGCACAACGGCCCUGAGGCCCAGUGCCAGCACCCAGGCCCUGUCCAGCAGCGUCAGCUCCAGCAAGCUGUUCUCCAGCAGCACGGCACCGCACGAGACCUCCUUUGGAGAAGAGGUGGAGGUGCACAAUCUCCUCAUCAUCGACCAGCACACCUUCGAAGUGCUUCAUGCCCACCAGUUCCUGCAGAAUGAGUAUGCCCUCAGCCUGGUCUCCUGCAAGCUGGGCAAAGACCCCAACACAUACUUCAUCGUGGGCACGGCCAUGGUGUAUCCUGAAGAGGCGGAGCCCAAGCAGGGUCGAAUCGUGGUCUUUCAGUAUUCUGAUGGAAAACUACAGACCGUGGCCGAGAAGGAAGUGAAAGGAGCCGUGUACUCCAUGGUGGAAUUCAACGGCAAGCUGUUAGCCAGCAUCAACAGCACGGUGCGGCUUUAUGAGUGGACAACAGAAAAGGAGCUUCGUACCGAGUGCAAUCACUACAACAACAUCAUGGCCCUCUACCUGAAGACCAAGGGCGACUUCAUCCUGGUGGGCGACCUGAUGCGCUCAGUGCUGCUGCUUGCCUACAAGCCCAUGGAGGGGAACUUUGAAGAGAUUGCUCGAGACUUUAAUCCUAACUGGAUGAGUGCUGUGGAAAUCUUGGAUGAUGACAAUUUCCUGGGGGCUGAAAAUGCCUUUAACUUGUUUGUGUGUCAGAAGGAUAGCGCUGCCACCACUGACGAGGAGCAGCAACACCUCCAGGAUGUCGGUCUCUUCCACCUGGGCGAGUUCGUCAACGUCUUUUGCCACGGCUCCCUGGUCAUGCAGACCACCCCCACGCAGGGCUCGGUGCUCUUUGGCACAGUCAACGGCAUGAUCGGGCUGGUGACCUCGCUGUCAGAGAGCUGGUACAACCUCCUGCUGGACAUGCAGAAUCGGCUCAAUAAAGUCAUCAAGAGUGUGGGCAAGAUUGAGCACUCCUUCUGGAGAUCUUUUCAUACUGAGCGAAAGACAGAACCAGCCACGGGCUUCAUCGAUGGAGACUUGAUCGAGAGUUUCCUGGACAUCAGCUGGCCCAAGAUGCAGGAGGUUGUGGCAAACCUACAGUAUGAUGAUAGCAGCGGGAUGAAGCGAGAGGCCACAGCAGAUGACCUGAUCAAGGUUGUGGAGGAGCUGACGCGGAUCCAUUAGCCCAGGGCUGGUAGCCCCUUUCCCAGGCCCUCCCCGAAGGCUUUGCUCUCCUGCCCUGCUCCCCUCCCCCACCAUUGUCUUCUCGGCUGUGGGAAGCCUUUCCCUAAGCUAGCUGUCCCAGAAGCCACAGUCUAUCUGUGUGGAAAUGGGGAUUUCUUUGAACUAAAACCAGUUCACUGGAGACCUGGGAAUGGGGUGAAGGUGGAAUAUUUUCUCCCUGGAUUUUUACCAGUCCCAGAGGAUUCCAACCAUCACUUUGGACACCAAGCCUUGAUUGGUGUUGCCAGUUGUCCUCCUUCCAGGGAGGGAUUUUGCAGCUCUUGGGCUGAAAGGAAGCUCUGUGUGUGUGCUGUGUGUGUGUGUGUGUGCGUGCGUGCUUGCGUCUCUCACACUCAUGCGUUGUCCUCUGCUAUC
This is a messenger RNA of Zalophus californianus (California sea lion), 2286 nucleotides long. Its product is annotated as DNA damage-binding protein 1-like. Gene Ontology annotation, cellular component: site of double-strand break; nucleus. The record is from RefSeq and is a predicted model, not a curated record. Lineage: Eukaryota; Metazoa; Chordata; Mammalia; Carnivora; Otariidae. Gene Ontology annotation, biological process: proteasome-mediated ubiquitin-dependent protein catabolic process; DNA repair. Gene Ontology annotation, molecular function: nucleic acid binding; protein binding.